CUCUCUCCUCCCUCUCUUUGACAAUGGCGCAGAGAAGAAGCAAGAAUAGGCAAAUCUUGAAGACAAAAGUCUCAGUUGCAGACAUACGAUGCAGAAGCAACUCCUGCAAGAAACUAAACCUAUCUGACAUCUUCAACCCAAUCCCCUUAAAACCCAGAAAUACCCUUCACCCCCACCUUAAUUACAACGACUGCCACUCCUCUGUUUCUUCUUCCUCUGCCAGAACAGCAAACACAGAGGAUCACUCCUCCUCCUCCCCCUCGUCCUCAUCUGCCAUGUCGUCUCCUCUCUGCUCGUCCGCCUCCGCCGUCCGCCGGCUCGGUCGCUCCGGGGGAGACGGAGUCGCGGUGGAGAAAGAUUCUGAUGACCCUUACUUGGAUUUCCGGCAAUCUAUGCUCCAUAUGAUUCUGGAGAACGAGAUUUACUCCAAGGAUGAUCUGAGAGAGCUUCUCAACUGUUUCCUCCGUCUAAACGCACCGUUUCAUCAAGCCGUCAUCCUCCGUGCGUUCACCGAUAUCUGGGACGGCGUCUUCAGCUCCUCCUCCGCCAAACUCGCCGUUUCUGGCCGCGACUUAUGACACGUGCGUGUCACGUGACUUCUUCUAGAACGAGGCUCCUCUUUUUUGUUUCUUAGAUCGUACGGUCACGCGUCGUGGGGAGAUUCUUCUUUUUUCCUGAUCGGACGGUAAUAAUUAUGUUUGGUUUUGUUGGAGUGAUGAGGCUCUUGUUUUUUUUCUUCUUUUGGUAUGGAGGGAAUGUGUAAAUAUGUUUCUCCCUUUAUUAUUACCACUGUAAAAAUGAAAAAAAAAAUUGAUAUUA
Messenger RNA from Tarenaya hassleriana, 819 nucleotides. Its product is annotated as transcription repressor OFP6-like. Gene Ontology annotation, biological process: negative regulation of DNA-templated transcription. The coding region runs from base 24 to 578 and encodes 184 amino acids. The record is from RefSeq and is a predicted model, not a curated record. Lineage: Eukaryota; Viridiplantae; Streptophyta; Magnoliopsida; Brassicales; Cleomaceae. The transcript has a single exon.